This is a messenger RNA of Lasiodiplodia theobromae, 1281 nucleotides long. RefSeq names its product Crispr-associated helicase cas3. NCBI's taxonomy places the organism in Eukaryota, Fungi, Ascomycota, Dothideomycetes, Botryosphaeriales, Botryosphaeriaceae. Bases 1 to 1281 code for a protein of 426 amino acids. The transcript is spliced from 3 exons. The record is from RefSeq and is a predicted model, not a curated record.
AUGCAGUUGCAAGACUACUUCGUCGUCUAUACCCCUCUCAAGUUCUACGCCAACGAAACGGACUGCGCGGAUGCAUUCGACGGUGAUGUUGCCGGAAGAGGUGUCGUAGCUUCCCUCGUAGCAACCGCUAUUCUGACCACUCUCCUGGCGAUGUGUGCUCCAUUCCUCGACGGCAUUGCAGGCUACGGUCUCAAGGACGGCCUCGAAGGCUGCGAAGGUGUCUUCUCCCGGAGAACAAACGAGUGGCUGUUUCACAAGUUCAGCCAGAAAGGACGGGAACGUAGCGACUUCUACCGAAAAGUCCUCACUCGCGUCAUGAUCACCCUUGGAGACCAACAAAUCCUGACAGGCAUCGCAAUCAUUAUCAGCGGUUACAGCCGUGCGAUGCAAAAUCACUCGCAAAUGGUCGAGGAUUUCUCCCGCUGGCGCUACAGGCUGGUAGAAAAUCACUUCUUUCUGAUUGUCUACCUAGCUUGUCUGUCAAGCAGCUCACACUUGGCCGCCAUCGUCACAUUGAAACGCUACCUGAUAGAUAACAAAGUUCUGGCCUUCCUCAGGCUGGCACUGAUCGUGCUGUUCGCAAUGUUGCUAACAGUCACCAUCUGCUUGUCUGCUCCCUUUGGGCCGCCUACUAUCCUUUAUCUUUCCAUCGAAGCCAAGCUCCAGACCGAUGAGUCAAUGUGUGGCAUCUGGAAGAAGAGCUACGGCAGCUGCGAAGACAUCAAACUGCACAGGCUAUGGCUCGUGCUCUUCUAUAUUGUCGCCGUCAUCGCCGUACUUUACCCAUAUUGGAUCGCCAUCAUCAAUACAUUCGAGAGCUGGAACGAAGAGCUUGGACGCCAUUUCAGACGUUUCUGGCAGAACGAAAGCAAGUGGCUUCCAAUGCACUGGAUAAGAAAAAGCUUUGCGGGUCUGGACAACCUCGGGCCCGGAACUUUCUGGAAGUCGUUCCGGCGAAAGAUGAAAAUGACCUUCCUUUUCUUGGCUCUCGGAAGUUCUGGUGAGGCAUUUUGCCUGCAGGUUGUGUUCUUCUCCGUUUCCCUUUUCUAUGUUCUUUUGCAAAGAAUGUCCAACAAACCCAACAACAACCCGGAGAUCUGUGAUCUCUCUGCUGGGGGGACAAAAUGGGGGUUUGGCCAGAUUUUGCCCAUGAUUCUACUGGCUGUCCCUGUGAUUUCUGGGAUCGUAUCGUAUUUCGAGAUCAAAAGCGAGAUGGAGAAAGAGAAGCGAAGACAAGUGUCUGAGGAGAAAAAAGUGCCAACUCCUGAAGAAAUAGCAUGA